AUGUUUUCUUUUAUCCCAGUGAAUUCAUCUAAACUCAAGGUUGUGCUUCUGGGCAAAACGGGAGCAGGAAAAAGUGCAACAGGAAACACAAUACUGGCCAGAGAAGCAUUCAGAAAUGAAAUAUCUCUAAUCGGAAUCACUAAAAUCUGUCAGAAAGAAGAAGUAAUAGUGGAUACAAAGGAGCUUUCCGUAAUUGACACUCCAGGAAUAUUUGACAAAUCAAUAACUAAAGAGGAUCUGAGGUCUGAAAUAGAGAAGUGUGUCAAGAUGUCUGCUCCUGGUCCUCAUGUGUUUCUUAUGGUUAUCAGACUGGAUGUGAGAGUCACAGAUGAGGAGAUAAAUGCAGUGAAAUGGAUUGAGAAGAACUUUGGUGAAGGUGCUGAACGUUACACCAUUAUUCUUUUCACUCAUGCCGAUCGGCUGAAGCAUAUUUCAUUAGAUAGAUUUGUAGGAGCUAGUAAUGAUAUCCAGGCACUUAUUAGUAAAUGUGGUGGUAGAUAUCACUCAUUCAACAAUGAGGAUAUGGAGAACCGUUCUCAGGUCACAGAACUACUGGAGAAGAUUGAGAAGAUGGUGAAUGAGAAUGGAGGAGAUCACUACACCAAUGAGAUGUUUCAGGAGGCUCAAAAGAAGGUUCUGAAAGAGAUGUUCUGGUCAGAGAAACCCAGAUUUUUCCUGCUGGGUAAAAGUGGAUCAGGAAAAACUGCUACAAGAAAAAAUAUUCUGAGACAAGAGCUUAAUUCACCAAAUUCACCAACUAAAACCUGUGAAAAACAUAAAGCAAUAGUAAAUGGAAAAAAACUAGAAAUGAUUGACACUCCAGAGCUGUUUAAUACAUCAGUAAACAUAAGGGCUGAAAUAGAGAGGUUUGUUGGUGUGUCUUCACCUUUUGUGUUUCUCCUGGUCAUCAAAGUCAAUGACAAAUCCAAGGAGAAAACAGUGAAAUGGUUUCAGAAGAACUUUGGUGAAGAUGCUGCACGUUACACAAUUAUUCUGUUCACUCAUGCUGAUCGGCUGAAGCGUACAACAUUAGAUAAUUAUAUCACAGAAAGUUCAGAUCUACAGGCAUUAAUUGACAGAUGUGAAGGCAGAUAUCACUUAAUCAACAAUAAGAGCAUGGAAAACUAUUCUCAAGUCACACAACUGCUGGAGAAGAUUGAGAAGAUGGUGGUAAAGAAUGGAGGAAAGCAUUACACCAAAGUAAUGUUUGAAGAGGCUCAAAGGAAGAUAGACAUAGAAAAGUUCUGUAAGCAAUCUGUCUUGUUAUAUUUUUGACAUAGUUUGGUCUUUAAAACAUAAUAAUAUCAUGAUAUAAAC
Molecule: messenger RNA, 1317 nt
Organism: Misgurnus anguillicaudatus (oriental weatherfish)
Lineage: Eukaryota; Metazoa; Chordata; Actinopteri; Cypriniformes; Cobitidae
Source: RefSeq, a predicted model, not a curated record